Messenger RNA from Colletotrichum truncatum, 1209 nucleotides. The record is from RefSeq and is a predicted model, not a curated record. NCBI's taxonomy places the organism in Eukaryota, Fungi, Ascomycota, Sordariomycetes, Glomerellales, Glomerellaceae.
AUGGUGCAUUUUCGAUUCAGGACUUCCACAGAGAAGAAUCACAGACCACAAGACACACCAUACAAGCAACAACGCUUGAAAGCAUGGAAGUGUGUUGUAACAACUUGGCCAUCUAACGUCCGAGGACUGACCUUGGGUCUAUGCCCGCCCUUAUUGAUGCUCAAGGUACUGACAGCCAACCAGGUUAGGCAAAUUCGCAUCGAUUACACGACUUGCCAUGAGCUCGACUCCUUUGACGCACUAGAGGCGAUGCCGGCCGAGAACGUGCAUAGACGUUUCAAGGCUUCGUCUGCAGGCCAGCCUGUAGAUCAAUGGAAGCGUUCAAACCGAAUGCUGACUUUUGAUGGCAUCGAAAAUAACUACACGCUGUGUACAAUCGAAUUUUUUCUUCCCGAGGAUCUCCAACCGCCAGUAUAUUUCCAUUAUCAUCUCACUAAUUUCCUUCAGAACCAUCGCGAAUACAUAAAUUCUCGUCACUCAGAACAACUUGCGGGUCGCAAUGUUAGCUUGAACGCUAUUCAAAGUUCUGAUUGUGGUCCCCUCAAGACUUUGAGAUUGACCGAUGACGAGACAGAUAGGAUAAUCUACCCCUGCGGGAUGAUUGCGAACUCGUACUUCAAUGAUACCUUCGAGUAUCCGCUUCGCAUUUCUGCCGGCAGCGAUACCAACCGCACCCAUGCUUACAACAUGUCGAGGGCGGGAAUUGCUAACCCUCAAGAUAAGGCACUUUAUCAGCCGAGUACCUAUAGGGUGCCCUCGAUACAAUCGGGAAACAAGAGCAUUAUUGUUCCGCCACCUGGCUGGGCAUCUCGAUUUCCGAACGGAUAUCACUCGGGAAAUAUGUUCGAUCCUGCUGAGGAUGAGUCGUUCAUGGUUUGGAUGCGUACAUCCGCAGGAUCUCAGUUCUCCAAACUGGUCAUGCAAAACCACAAAGAUGCCAUGGAGAGGGGAAUGUAUCGUCUAGAGGUCUUUACGCAUUUUCCUGCUCAAGCACACGCUGGUACAAAGUCGCUCAUCAUAUCCACUUCAUCAAGCAUCGGACAUGGCAAUGCUUUUGUUGGAUCUGCCUUCGUUGGGCUCGGAAGCUGCAGCCUCCUACUUGCUUUGCUUUCCGCCCUUACGCUGAGAUAUAGACCCCGUAGACUCGCGGAUCAUGAUUAUAUAUACAACAGCGACAUGAGGCUACACUAUCAGAGAUCGAAUCUCUGA